Linderina pennispora is the source of this 469-nucleotide messenger RNA. RefSeq lists its product as uncharacterized. The transcript is spliced from 2 exons. Gene Ontology annotation, biological process: protein folding; protein peptidyl-prolyl isomerization. The record is from RefSeq and is a predicted model, not a curated record. Gene Ontology annotation, cellular component: catalytic step 2 spliceosome. The coding region runs from base 5 to 469 and encodes 154 amino acids. Gene Ontology annotation, molecular function: peptidyl-prolyl cis-trans isomerase activity. NCBI's taxonomy places the organism in Eukaryota, Fungi, Kickxellomycota, Kickxellomycetes, Kickxellales, Kickxellaceae.
CACAAUGUCCUCUGGCAACGUCGUGCUCGAAACCUCCAUGGGCCCGAUCACCAUCGAGCUCUACUGGCACGAAGCCCCGCGCACCUGCAAAAACUUUUACGAGCUCGCUCGCCGCGGCUCCUACAACUCUGUGAUCUUCCACCGCAUCAUCGCGGACUUCAUGAUCCAGGGCGGCGACCCCACCGGCACCGGCCGCGGCGGCUCGUCCAUAUACGGCGGCAAGUUCGAAGACGAAAUCACAAGGGCGCUCAAGCACACGGGCGCUGGUGUGCUCAGCAUGGCCAACUCGGGACCAAACACCAAUGGCUCGCAGUUCUUCAUUACGCUGGCACCCACGCCGCACCUGGACGGCAAGCACACGGUGUUUGGCAGGGUCAAGGAGGGCAUGGACGUCGUGCGGAGGAUGGGCCUGGUCGCCACCGAUAGAAACGACCGGACCGCGCGAAGACGAAAUCACGUAGAAAAAUAG